Molecule: messenger RNA, 732 nt
Organism: Fomitopsis serialis
Lineage: Eukaryota; Fungi; Basidiomycota; Agaricomycetes; Polyporales; Fomitopsidaceae
Exons: 4
Coding region: 1-732 (243 amino acids)
Source: RefSeq, a predicted model, not a curated record
AUGUCCUCGCCCAGCGAAUCCGACUUCUCGCGCACCGUCCGCUCGCCACUGUCACAGCCCUUGACAACCGCAUCCUCCAGUGCGACCCUCGUCGAGCACUUCCGCGUAGGCAUGAGCUCCGCAACCCCCGCCGACAUACCUCCUGUACCCAGGGUCACCCAGACGACGGACUCCGACCCUACGGCAUGGACGCGGCGUCUCUCAUCGUCAUUCGGCAACAUCGCCGAGCAGAUCAGUGCCGCGUCGCAGGCGCUCGCCGCCGUCGAGGUUCCAGCAAGCAUCCCUGCUAAUGGUGAUGUCGCAAGCGCUCUCGCGCAUCUCACCGCCCGCCUUGAUGCCAUUGAAGAUACCCAAGUGCGCAUAGGGCAGGAGAUCGCGGGCGUGAGGAGGAGCUCCGUUACGCGGAGCGCAAAAGAGAAUAGUCUCGCCCGUACUGUGGAGGAGCUCCAGAAGAAAGUGGGCGAGCUUGCAGAGAUCAUCCGGCUAGACGCGCUUGUACAACCGCCUGCAGAAUGCCACUAUCACGAACCAGAAGAUGCCCGUCAAGCCAUUGGUCAUGGCGAACGGAAAGACACCCCCAAUUUCCCCGGCACGAAGGGCGAGUUCGAGCAUAUGACCAAGGAGCGAUAUGAGCAUCUACUGAAGUCGUAUAACCUGCCCAUCAAAGGGGAUACGGUCGCCAAAUGCGAAGCCGUUCGGGAAUUCCUUGGGCUGUCACAACCUAACAAGUAG